Molecule: messenger RNA, 1039 nt
Organism: Coffea arabica (coffee)
Lineage: Eukaryota; Viridiplantae; Streptophyta; Magnoliopsida; Gentianales; Rubiaceae
Source: RefSeq, a predicted model, not a curated record
UAUAAUCGAAAACCCUCUUAAAACCAUCCCUUUCAUCACACAAAAUUGCCGAUUACCCUGAACUGCUGCCGAUUUCCGGCAGCCUCUCGCUUCCGCACUCCUCGGUCACCCUACACAAGACCACUGCUGCACACCACGAGCAGGAUACACAGUUCAGCGAACCACCUUCUAACGGCUUGCCUGGUUUCUCAAUAAAGACAGCCUGGGGAGGGGGAAGGAGGAGGAUUGAGCAUUGCCCACCAGGUGUUUAUGAAUUGUUCCGAAAGAGAAGAAUAUCUGUUCUGAAUUGAUUAAAAAACGAAGGAAACUAUACAAUUACCUUGAACCCAAGUGAGUUCAUAUGGCGAAUAGCAAGUAUGAGUAUGUGAAGUCAUUUGAAGUUCAAGAUGAAAUCAUGCUUCCAAACAUCAUUGUUGUCCGAGUGGAUGGCCGUGAUUUUAACCGAUUUUCUGAAGUGCAUGAGUUUGAAAAACCAAAUGAUGAGAGAGCUCUGAAUUUGAUGAAUGCCUGUGCAUUUGCGGUUCUGGAGGAGUUUCCAGAUAUAAUCUUUGCAUAUGGAUUUAGUGAUGAAUACAGUUUCAUAUUCAAGAAAGACACCAAAUUUUACCAGAGGCGAGCCAGCAAAAUAAAUUCCCUUGUUGUAUCUUUCUUCACAUCUGUUUACGUCACCAAAUGGAAGGAAUUCUCUCUUCAGAAGGAUUUGAUGUUCCAUCCUUCAUUCAAAUCACGAGUUAUCUGCUGUGCAACAAUGGAAGUUCUUCAAACAUAUAUCUUGUGGAGACAAAGGGCUUGUCAUUUAGAAAACCUAUUUAAUACUUGUUUCUGGAAGCUGAUUGGAUGCGGAAAGUCUCAAAAGGAAGCAAAGGAAAUGUUGGAGGUGGUGGCACAAAAUUAUGAAAAAGAAAAAAUAAUUUGUGUUGAUUACUUUUAUUUACUUUUCAUUAUUAAGUCUUAUGUAUUAAAUCCUUCAGAUAGAUUCUGCAUGUUUGGUUUGAUAUUUGGUCAUUUAAGUUGCGGGUGGGAGAUUCCUGGUUAUUGA